GCGCAGGGCCAAGGCCAACCAACCCACCCACCGCGAAACCUUCCUCCCUCUCCUUCUCUGUCCCCUUCUCUCCCCUCCUCUCCUCCGCCGCUCGACAGCCUACUCUCCAAGCCAGGAGAACCCAACCCGGCCAGCCCCACACGCACACGCCCACGCCCACGCCCACGCAGCCGCGGCGGAGGCCAUCCGGCGGGCGUCCAUGGGCUGCUGCGGCUCCUCGCUACGGGCGGGGACGCAGCCGGAGAAGAAGCCGGCGGCGGGGGCGCUGCCCCCGCGCCGCCCCUCCUACUCGCUGAGCCAGAACCAGAACCAGGCGCCGCCGGCAGCCCGCGCGGGCGCCCACCAGGUGCCGCCGCUCAGGGAGUUCUCGCUGGCGGAGCUGCGCGCCGCCACGGCCGGCUUCGCGCCGGACAACAUCGUGUCCGAGAGCGGCGACAAGGCGCCGAAUUUCGUGUACAGGGGCCGCCUCGAGCCCAGCCGCCGCGCGAUCGCCGUCAAGAAGUUCGCCAAGAUGGCGUGGCCCGACCCCAAGCAGUUCGCGGAGGAGGCCAAGGGGGUCGGGAAGCUGCGCCACCGCCGCCUGGCCAACCUGAUCGGCUACUGCUGCGACGGCGAGGAGCGCCUGCUCGUCGCCGAGUUCAUGCCCAACGACACGCUCGCCAAGCACCUCUUCCACUGGGAAAACCAGACAAUUGAAUGGGCUAUGCGCCUGAGAGUUGCAUACUACAUCGCUGAAGCACUGGAAUAUUGUAGCACCGAAGGAAGGCCUUUGUAUCAUGACCUAAAUGCAUAUAGGGUCCUCUUUGAUGAGAAUGGUGAUCCUCGUCUUUCAUGCUUUGGCCUGAUGAAAAACAGCAGGGAUGGGAAAAGCUAUAGCACAAACCUUGCAUAUACACCUCCAGAAUAUUUGAGAAAUGGAAGAGUAACAUCAGAAAGUGUCAUAUUCAGCUUUGGCACUAUACUGCUGGACCUCCUAAGUGGAAAACGUAUACCUCCAUCCCGUGCUCUUGAUAUGAUAAAAGGCAACAAUAUCCAAGUACUGAUGGAUUCACAUCUGGAGGGAAACUACUCAACAGAAGAGGCAACCACAUUGGUUGACCUUGCCUCUCAGUGCCUACAGUACGAACCUAGGGAUCGUCCCAACACUAAAAAGCUGGUUUCCGUACUUGAGCCCUUGCAAAUAAAAUCAGAGGUACCAUCCUACGAGAUGCUUGGCAUUCCGAAGCAUGAAGAAGAAGCACCUCCCCCUCCACAACCGCAACACCCUCUUUCUCCCAUGGGCGAGGCCUGUUCCAGGAUGGAUCUGACUGCCAUCCAUCAGAUUCUAGUGAACACGCAUUACAGGGAUGAUGAAGGGAGCAACGAGCUAUCGUUCCAGGAAUGGACGCAGCAGAUGAGGGACAUGCUGGAAGCUAGGAAACGUGGGGACUUUGCUUUCCGUGACAAAGAUUUCAAGGCAGCCAUAGACUGCUACACGCAGUUCGUCGACGUGGGGACGAUGGUGUCGCCAACAGUGUACGCGAGGCGGAGCUUGUGCCACCUCAUGUGCGACCAGCCUGACGCCGCCCUCCGUGACGCCAUGCAAGCGCAGUGCGCGUACCCAGAUUGGCCAACCGCGUUCUACAUGCAGGCCGUCGCGCUCUCGAAGCUGAACAUGCAGAGCGACGCUACGGACAUGCUGAACGAGGCGUCGCAGCUCGAAGAGAAGCGGCAGAAGAACACGAAACCUUGAUGAAAGACCAGACCCCUCUCUCUCGUCCCGGGGUUACGGUCCUUCUGCGGCUCAAAUAGGUUUGUGUUGAGACAUGCUGCUCGGUCCUUCCGAAACAUUGUGGUUAGUUCCUGGUGCAAGGGUUGGGUUGGGACUUGGGAAUGUUAACUGGGGGGAAUGUGCUGUAGAGUAACUACCUGGUUUGGCAUUUCUGUGAUGCAUUUUUUUGGGGCCCGUGUACAUGUUACACUGACAAAAGUAGUCGAAACAGCCAGAAUGCAAGGGAAUUUAAUUCUGGUUAUCAAAUCCUGAGCUUGUUUGUUUAUUCAGUGAACUCCAGAGUCAAGGGAAUCUACUUCUGGUUGUC
Molecule: messenger RNA, 2078 nt
Organism: Zea mays
Lineage: Eukaryota; Viridiplantae; Streptophyta; Magnoliopsida; Poales; Poaceae
Product: putative serine/threonine-protein kinase
Exons: 9
Coding region: 200-1732 (510 amino acids)
Biological process (GO): brassinosteroid mediated signaling pathway; protein phosphorylation
Molecular function (GO): protein kinase activity; ATP binding; protein binding
Source: RefSeq, marked validated